Molecule: messenger RNA, 1959 nt
Organism: Haemonchus placei
Lineage: Eukaryota; Metazoa; Nematoda; Chromadorea; Rhabditida; Trichostrongylidae
Source: the annotation of a GenBank genome assembly
AUGAACCUGGUGACUUUGGUGAGUACUUCCAAGGUCAUAGAUAGCAGUGCCGUGGAUGAGAUGAAACAAUUGCGUAACGACAUUGAUCGGAUGCGCGAGAUCAAACAAGAACCAGAGAAGCGAAAGCAUGGUAUGGGACGUUCUCGUUCGUCAUCAUGCAUGGAGCGCAUGAGUCCAGUCACCCUCACGACGGAAGAAGAGCGUCGUACACGUUCUUCCCGUCACGUGCUCAGGGACAGAUUCGGAAAUGUAAAAAAUCCCAUCAAAGAGGUAGAGCCUGGAUCGGAGGACGAGGACGAGAGCUUAUUGGAUGUUACGCACCACGCGAGGAGGAAGAGCCACCGAAAGAGGUCAACUAGAAUAGUGACCGAUUUGUCGCCCAUACCGGAUUUAAGCCGAUGUCAGGAGCCAGAUGAGCCUGUGUCACCUCGCAGUCGUCGGUUGUCAAGGAUGUUGCAUAAAGCUCCGUCCCCCCUCGAAGACAUACCUGAAAAAGAGAAUGCCAUGGACCAAACGUUUAUUUUGGAAAGGCCGUCUACUGACAGUUCGGAUUGUAAAGAUCCUGGACCAGGUAUGGAUUCAGACAUGCGGAAGUCUUUUCCUGCAUGGACACCACCUGAAAUUGUAGCUGCUUACUCCGAAAAGAAUAUCAACUACUUAUUCGAAUGGCAAUCAGAUGUCGUAGAGUUUGCAGAGGCAAACCCUUGCAACAUUGUGUACAGCGCUCCAACUAGUGCUGGGAAAAGUAUUGUAGCGGAACUUAUAGGUGGAUUUUACUUUGUAGUUUUGUUUUCUUUUUUUGUUAAUGAAAACUUUACAGCUCUUCGUUUGGCUUUGACUGGCAGGAAAGUACUCUUCUUACUUCCUUACAUUUCUGUAGCAAGGGAAAGGCUGCAUUUCCUUCAGCGAGCUUGGCGCAGGGUAGAUGUGCAGGUGGCAGCUUUUGUCGGAGCUCAAUCUGCUCCUUCACGAGAAUGGACUGCAGCAGUAUGCACUACUGAAAAGGCGAACAGUCUCAUAAAUCAUGCUAUUCUUGAUGGACACAUGACAGAAAUAGGUACACACAUUAUCGACGAGCUGCACAUGGUCUACGAUUCAUCACGUGGUGGUGUAUUGGAGUCGCUCUGUGCAAAAAUAAUUCUUUGGAACUCCCGAAACCCGUCAUCUGCUGUACGAAUAAUUGGAAUGAGCGCAACGCUAGAGAAUUUGGAAGAAGUAGGCCUUUGGCUUAAUGCGAAAGUGAUUGCGACUCAUUUCCGACCAGUUGAGUUGCACGAACGACUAUGCUAUGGUGGACGUAUCAAAGACCUUAAAUCGGAUACUCACAUAAGAGAUGUUCCGAAGAGAUUUCGAGUUGCCGGCGAUCCUGAAUGUGUCUUGGGUUUAGCAGCCGAAGGGCUUUUCUUCCGAAAGCUUGUACUCGUAUUUUGUUCAUCGAAAGCGGAAGUCGAAAAGGUAGCUCUUGAUUUGGCCAAGAUCUUGGAUGAAAUCUAUCGCUCAAAUCAAGUGAUUGCUUCUCGUCUUGAUCGGGCUGCCCUUUAUCAAAUAAGGAUGAACCUGGAGCAGUGCGCUGGCACUGUUGACACCGUUCUGGCGCAGACCCUUCCAAGAGGGGUUGCGUUUCAUCAUGCAGGGCUGACAGCUGAAGAGAGAGAGUAUAUUGAAGAUGGCUUCCGUUCUGGCGUUAUCAUGGUACUCGUUGCUACUAGCACGCUAUCCUCCGGCGUAAACUUACCCGCUAGCCGAGUGGUCAUCAAAGCGCAGACUCGUGGCCCGGCAGCUAUUAACGCUAUUACUUACAAACAAAUGAGUGGGCGAGCUGGUCGAUUAGGCCAAGUUGAAAUAGGUAAGUCCUACGAUUAUUCAGUGCAUCUGCUUACAUGCGUGAUAUGCGAAAGUUGGAUGCUACUAACAAUAAGAGGUACAAGAAUGUCGCAUUUUUGGUCGCGGAUUCGUUGA